AUGUCGAAACUGCCCGAAUCCGAUGCCGAAAAGUCGGAUACUCAGUUGAAAAAGACACUUUCUGUCGACUCCAUUGCCCCCACGUUGACGCUGUUUUUCAGAAAACGCAAGCGGUCUGAGUCCACUUCUGACCUGGAUAGGGCCCACUCUUCAGACCUGAGCGACGAGUCUGAUCUGGACGUCAAUGCCCACCAAAAACGCAGAAAAGUGGAAAAGACAAAGGAGCAGGAGGAAUUCGAACAGAGAGAGAAGGAAUACGACGAGGCGCUUCCUAAAGAGCUUCGAAAAUACCGCCCCGUGGGCCACAAGUUCAACCUUCCUCCUACCGAUAGACCUGUCAGGGUUUAUGCUGAUGGUGUGUUUGACUUGUUCCACUUGGGCCAUAUGCGCCAGUUAGAACAGGCCAAGAAGAGUUUUGAAAACGUGGAGUUGGUUUGUGGUAUCCCUUCGGAUAAGGAAACGCAUAAGAGAAAGGGGCUCACGGUACUUACCGACCAGCAAAGAAUAGAUACCCUUAAGCAUUGUCGCUGGGUGGACGAGGUGAUCCCCAAUGCCCCUUGGUGUGUAACUGCCGAUUUCUUAUUGGAGCAUAAGAUAGAUUAUGUGGCUCACGACGACUUGCCGUAUGCUUCUGCAGACUCUGACGAUAUCUAUAAACCCAUCAAAGAACGUGGCAUGUUCUUGGUCACACAGAGAACAGAGGGCGUCUCCACGUCCGAUAUCAUCACCAAGGUCAUUAGAGAUUACGACAAGUACUUGAUGAGGAACUUUGCCAGGGGAGCCACGCGAAAGGAACUUAACGUGUCGUGGUUGAAGAAGAACGAAUUGGAACUCAAGAAACACGUCAAUGACUUCAGAACUUACUGGAUGCGCAACAAAACGAAUAUUAAUAAUGUUUCCAAGGAUCUUUACUUCGAAGUGAGAGAGUACUUGAGGGGAAAGAAGUCUGACUUGUCGUUCGCCAACUUCGCCAACAACCACCUCGCCCACAGCAACAGCUCUCCAAGUCUUGUGAGUGAUCUGGACGACGCCUCGCGUGGUUCAAGCCCCUUGACUGAGUUUGCAUCGAAGUACAUUGUGAAUAAGAACGACAAACCCGCCCGUUUCUUCAAGGGAUUCAAUUUCAACAACUGGAUGAACAAGGAGGACUCAAAUGAUGAAGACGAAAGACCAAGAAGAAAGAGAACAGCAACUUCAUCCAACAAUAAGUCUGAGUUGACCACCUCGAUGUCGGCGCCUACCAUUGCGCUGCCCAGGAAAAUCAAGAAGCCUAGAUCGAGAAAACAGCAUUAG
Messenger RNA from Candidozyma haemuli, 1293 nucleotides. It is a transcript of the gene PCT1, whose product is annotated as choline-phosphate cytidylyltransferase. The coding region runs from base 1 to 1293 and encodes 430 amino acids. Gene Ontology annotation, biological process: CDP-choline pathway. The transcript has a single exon. The record is from RefSeq and is a predicted model, not a curated record. Gene Ontology annotation, molecular function: phosphatidylcholine binding; choline-phosphate cytidylyltransferase activity. Gene Ontology annotation, cellular component: nuclear envelope. Lineage: Eukaryota; Fungi; Ascomycota; Pichiomycetes; Serinales; Metschnikowiaceae.